CAAGCGGCGUGUGUGUGUGUGAGUGAGUGUGUGAGCAACGGCUCCCCUCCCCCGGGGGACCGACUCGCUGUCACAUCGCGGCUAAAUAUGGAUGCCGAGGUCUCAUUUACCGGCGGAGUAACCGAGACGGAGGCACCGUUAGAAAACAAGUUUGUUUUUGUUUGUUGUUUUGACGCGACAAAUGAGAAACAGGAAAAGAAAUCCCUGGACAAACCGUGUGAUCUGCGUGACUGGCCACAGGCAACUUUCGCUUCCCAUUUCUCCCCGGUGUCGGUAACGUAAACGUCGUAUUAGUCGGACUUCGUGUUGUUCGUUUGUUGACGCGAUUGCCAGCGCAAACAUAAUGUAAAGAAAAAGGACGCGUUAAUCCGCGGACGGCUGUCAUUGGGGUUGCCUGCAUUUCGGCUCUUUAGUCGGAAUUGGAAACUUGUGUGGUCGAAGCGGUCCGGCUUUGAUUGUAGUCGCCUGCGCAACAAGUGUGAGUACCCAUUCCUGUUUAUGGAGCGGUUAUAUAAAUUCUGCCUCGUUGAACUUCUACCUUACUGCGUUAGUCACGGCCAUGGGUUAACAAUCGGCGACUGAAGCAUAAACAAUGUAGACCGACACGUUUGAGUCGAUCUGGUCACUCAGGACUUCCGGACGUUUCAAAUUCCCCUUGAGAAGGAUCAUUGACGGAUGAUGAUUGGCUCACCUGAUCUGCUGGCAUUCACUGCUGGAGAGGACUUCGGGGAAGGGGUCAGCAACCAGGAUGUACAAUCCUUGCCGGAAGAGCUGUCUGUCCCUUUGUUUCCUGUCUCCCAUCCUUGGGCCACUCCAGCUAAAUUUCACAGGGACUUCAUUCUGGUGGCUGAAUUCUCCGAACAGGUGGGACCCAGACCUGUGCUGACAAUCCCAAAUGACCCAAGCGUUGUGGGUUCAUUUGACCUGAAUCACUUCUCCUUGCGCAUCAUGUCAGUGGACUACCAGGUGUCCUGGCCUGGUCCUGUCUCCCCUGCGUCCCCUGGCCUCCGUCUCACCUUCAGUGAGGACUCUGAAGUGGUCUUGGGAGACUCGGAUGAGGGUGCAUUUGCAUUCGUUCACCACCUGACCCUGUAUGACCUUGAGGCACGUGGCCUGGUGCGUCCAUUCUGCAUAGCGUACGUAUCCUCAGACCAGGCGAAGCUGACGGAGCACUUCUUUGAACUCUCAACGUGCCUUGCUCAGGCCUCUGAAAGCCUGAAGACGGGAAAUAGACGAGCCUUUGCCACAGAGCUGCAGAGGAGACUGCAAGAGCUUGAGUACAAACGCCUGACUUUGCAUAAGGAGGCAGAGAUCCAGACGACAGCUGAUGAGUUGACAGCGGUAGAAGAGAAAACCAAUGAGCUUGCAGCUGUAGAGUGCUCCAUCCUGGAUCACAGGGAACUCCUCCGUCAGGUGUCUUCUUACCCAAACAGAAAGCUCAAAAAGCCGGAUUUCCUGCCCUAUGAUCCAGCUGAUGACCUCGCUGACCCGUUGGGGUUAUUGACCUCCAACCCCUUUCCUAUACCCUCUAGUGCUUCUUUGUGUAGGUUUGAACGUCGGCUCAAGCCAUUAGAGGAGCUUAGUGACGCCUACUUCUUGUCCCUCACACUUGAACAGUUAGCAGACACGGAGCGCCGUCUGCACGUCGACGGGAGUGUACUGCGAACCACCCGUGUCACACAUGCGCUGUCCAAGAAGCUCAGCCUCACCAACUUUCUGUUUGAGCCCUGGAUCCCAGAAGAGGAGGCAGAGGAGAAGGAAGACCAUAAAGAGGCAGGAGCACAACGAGUCAAAGAGGGGACGGCUGCCGCUGGGUCACUUCCGGUGACUGGGGCAAGUCUGGAGUCGUUCCAUUCCUGUGUAGAGGAGAUUCCCAUCAAACUGGAGGCAGGACAAGAGGGGAAGGUGACCCCUGACUCAGAGAAUGGGAUGACGGGUAGCAUGAGCAGUGGUGACAGCAUUGAAGUGCUUGGGACCGAGAAGUCUUACCGGAUCCAGUGUGUUGUCACAGGGAAUGACACCAGAGAAGGAUCAGCCGUGAUGUCGGAUGCGUGUGUCAAACGUGUGGCAGCGGAAGCAGGGAUCAGGCGUGUGCCUGCCUCAGCGAGGCGAGCCAACAGCGAGGACAGCAUCGAAGUCCUGAGCACCACAGACUCCAUAUUUCCUGAAGAUCUCACUGCCAUCACAGAGGAGGAGCCAGAGCACCAGCUUUUGAGUAAUGGUCUCUGGGAUGAGGAGGCCGCAAUCUAUUAUAAGGAGUUGUUGAAAAAUAGAAAUUACUUCCUCAAAGAGGAGGCGGAGGAGGAGCUAAUCCAAGAAGAGGGGUCACCGAUGGAAGCUGCACAGGGAAACGAAGACCAGAGAGAGGGAUUUGCGCAGCAGGAGGAUGAUCCAGUUGAUGGAGAGGAGUCCUUGAUGCAGGGACUUGUUGGCAUUAAGGUCCAAGAAGAAGAGAAACCAAUUCAGGAGGUGGAGAGAAAUCUAGUCCAUCAAGAGAUCGGGAAAGAGACAGUCUUCACACCACUGCAGGUUCAAGAAACAGUGGAGCCUGUCGCCCUGUGGUCUGAUGUUUGCCAGAGAGUUGAGCAGGUCCAGAUGGCACCUGAUCUCCAUGUGGAUUUUGCUGAAGCGGUCAAAUGGUUUCCUUCCGCUCCUACCAGUUCUCUGAGUGUGGACGAAGCAUAUGAAUGCGCCUGCUUACCCAGUUCCUCUCCCUGCUCCCCAGACCCCCCUCCUCUUCUCACCCACAGUCUCCAUUUGACCUGCCACUCCGAUCAAAAAAGAAGGAAGGCUGGGCUAAGGGCUCUCAGGUUUCUGCAGCAGAAUUCAUUUUCCCAGCAUGUAAUAUUCUGUCUACUGAGUGGCCGGCCACUGGUUGUGAUUGGAGGAAAUGAAAGUUCUGUCAGGAAAUUGGUGGCUGCGCUAGCUCUGUUCCUGCCUGACCCUGGUCCUGAGGCAAAUGCCUUACUGCCCUGCCUGACCACGCCACUUCAACUGACUGACCUGCUCAGAUGGCGACUCAUAGGCAUACACAGAUCAUCCUCUUCUACAUCCUCCAGUGUGCUUCACUCUCUGGCUCGAUAUGGUCGCUAUUUGGCCCUGCUGGACCUAGACCAAAGGACACUGUUAUGUCCACCCUACUCGGGCUCUCUUAUUGGUAGACUGGCUGAUCCUCACACUAGAAUUUGCAGCGGCGACACCUUCCUAUUGCAUCUGGAGAGCUGCCUGACUGCGCUGACCAGUCAGGCUCUACUCUACACUUUUAAUUCUGCUUUACAUCCUCCCGAUAUAUCCGGCAGGCACAACUUCACACAAAGAAGGGAUAGCCCGGUUGAAUGGGGAUUCUGCCGUAGUGAAGAUGACCGGAGAGUGAUGCAUUUCCUGUCUGAGCUCAUUAAACAGCACCAUGUGGGACAUGGCCCACCCAUCUUAAGGUUCUACUAUAGCUCUCUAAAACUGCAUAAAAAUACAAUUGCAACUUAGUCUGCGAUUCCAGGAGACUGCACGUACAAAUGUACAGGCCUACUCACGCCAACGAUGUAAACUGCUGCAUAUCUGUAGCCUAAUUCCACAUCACACUUGUCAAAGAAGGGAACAAAAUGUAUAUGACUCGUGUCUGUGGGCAACGUUGGACAUCAAAACCAUGUCAAGUCAUUUGGAUCAUAUGUACUGUAGUUUUAUAGAAAAAUCUUUAAAACCACGUGAAUGUGCUCUGAUAUUCAAGAGAUCUUGUUUCUUUGUUUCUGGACACGUCCAAUUCACAAUUUGAGAUUAGUCAUGUAGAUAGACUACAUUUCU
Messenger RNA from Lampris incognitus (smalleye Pacific opah), 3798 nucleotides. Its product is annotated as guanine nucleotide exchange protein smcr8a-like. Gene Ontology annotation, cellular component: guanyl-nucleotide exchange factor complex. The record is from RefSeq and is a predicted model, not a curated record. The transcript is spliced from 6 exons. Gene Ontology annotation, molecular function: GTPase activator activity. Lineage: Eukaryota; Metazoa; Chordata; Actinopteri; Lampriformes; Lampridae. Bases 676 to 3483 code for a protein of 935 amino acids.